Messenger RNA from Pyrus x bretschneideri (Chinese white pear), 4084 nucleotides. Its product is annotated as DEAD-box ATP-dependent RNA helicase 46. Gene Ontology annotation, cellular component: ribonucleoprotein complex; cytoplasm; nucleus. NCBI's taxonomy places the organism in Eukaryota, Viridiplantae, Streptophyta, Magnoliopsida, Rosales, Rosaceae. The record is from RefSeq and is a predicted model, not a curated record. The transcript is spliced from 8 exons. Bases 176 to 3547 code for a protein of 1123 amino acids. Gene Ontology annotation, molecular function: protein binding; ATP binding; RNA binding.
ACAACUCAUAUAAUUAGUCCUCCGACCCACGGAGGGCGAGAAGCAAACAGCAAAUAUUUUCCCGGAAAACUUACCUCUUGUGUUUCUCGCGUCGCUCUCUGAUUGUUUUUAUACCAAAGAAAUAGAAGUUUUUCGAAGCCGCUGCUCAAUAUAUUCGACGAGAUCAGUAUUAGUCAUGGCAUCAGUGGAGCCAGCCGGUCCACGAUAUGCGCCUGAUGAUCCUACACUUCCAAAUCCGUGGAAGGGUUUGAUUGAUGGUAGUACGGGUUUGUUAUACUAUUGGAAUCCUGAAACUAACGUUACCCAGUAUGAAAAACCGGCUUCUUUGCCGCCACCCUUGCCAGCAGGCCCGCCUCCUGCUACUACCACACCAAAGCUAGCUGCAAUUCCUGUUGCUCAUUCAAUGCAACCGAACGGAGUGAUGCCUCAGGAUGGGCAGCAGAUAACACAAGCUCCACAACAGCAGGGGUCGCAAAUAAACCAGUAUUCUCAACCGCAUGGACAGAUAAUGGCACAACAGCUGAAUCCAACAUCAUAUGCUCAACAGCAGGGAUCACAAAUGGCUCAACCUGGACAUCAACAGAGUUCACAAGUGGGACAGGCCAUGCAACAUCAUGGGCAUAUGAUGCAGCAUCCGGGUCAGCAAAUGCCUCAGCAACUGGGGCAACACACACCACAGAGCCACGGGUCACAAAUGCAUCAGUUUGCACAUCAGCAGAUGCAUUAUAUCCCUUAUCAGCAAAGCAUUCCUCCCCAAGGGCAGCAAAGUUCACAACAGCAAUCUAUGCAUAGUGCACAAGGGCAACCACUGGCAAAUCAACAAGAAUAUAAACCUGCAUUCUCUCAGAGGGAGGAAGAUGAUUUUCAACAAAGAAAUCAAAUUGGUGUUUCUCCAUCUCGAUUUCAACCUGCGGGUGCCUCAUCUGUGCAGAAUCUUCCUACUGGGACCAAUCCAGUACAAAUGCCACAGAGGUCUGUUCAUCAAGGGCCACCCCAACAAUUUGGCGGCCCUAUAGGAAACAUGCAACACCCUUCCUCUUUUGGUCACUUGCAGCAACCUGGGGCUGAUUUGCCUCACAAUCAACAUGGUUCUAGGUUCCAAAAUCAAAUGGACCCGGCAAUGAUACGUGGUCAGCAGUCAAAUGUGCCUCCUGUAGGAUUAAGAAUGGGUCAUGAAGAUAAUUUCCACGGUAGAGGUGGAAAUGAUUAUUACUUCAAUAGUAACAAUGAAGGGCCACCAGGUCCUCAGCAACCCAAACUUGCAUCUAUUCCGAUUGCAAGAAGUCAGCAGGAGAUGAGUAUGAGUGGUGGUCCUCCAUUUCAAAAUGCUACACCUGGUCGUGCCAAUGCACUGAAUACCAUGCCAGGUCCCAUGCAUAACGUGUACAGUCAUGCAACAGGUGGUCCACCUUUCCCAAAUAACUCUUUGGUGAAGCCCCCUUAUGCCGGACCUACAAGUGUUACUAGUCUUUCACCUGUUGAAGUUUAUCGGCAACAACAUGAAGUUACUGCAUCGGGUGACAAUGUUCCUGCACCGUUCAUGACAUUUGAAGACACUGGUUUUCCUCCAGAGAUAUUGAGAGAGAUUCAUGCUGCUGGCUUCACAUCUCCCACACCAAUUCAGGCACAAACAUGGCCAAUUGCUCUUCAAAGUAGGGAUAUAGUUGCAAUUGCGAAAACUGGUUCUGGAAAAACUUUGGGCUAUUUGAUGCCUGCAUUCAUUCUUCUUAGACAACGCCGUAAUCAUUCUCAGAAUGGCCCAACAGUCUUGGUUUUGGCCCCAACACGGGAGCUUGCAACACAGAUACAAGAUGAGGUCUUGAAAUUUGGGCGAGCUUCUAGGGUAUCUUGCACGUGCUUGUAUGGUGGAGCUCCAAAGGGCCUUCAGCUAAAAGAGUUGGAUCGUGGAGCAGAUAUAGUUGUGGCAACUCCUGGUCGUCUUAAUGACAUACUGGAAAUGAAGAAGAUUGAUUUUCGGCAAGUUUCUCUACUUGUACUUGAUGAAGCAGAUCGAAUGCUUGACAUGGGUUUUGAACCUCAAAUCCGUAAAAUUGUGGAUCAAAUACCCCCGCACAGACAAACCCUUAUGUACACAGCAACAUGGCCCAAAGAAGUAAGAAAAAUAGCAAGUGACCUUCUUGUUAAUCCUGUACAAGUGAAUAUUGGCAACGUUGAUGAGCUUGCUGCAAACAAGUCUAUCACACAGUACGUUGAAGUUGUUCCACAAAUGGAGAAGCAAAGGCGCUUGGAGCAGAUCCUAAGAUCCCAAGAACGAGGUUCUAAGAUCAUUGUCUUUUGUUCCACCAAGAGGUUGUGCGAUCAGAUUGCACGUAGUAUUGGACGCACUUUUGGGGCUGCUGCAAUUCACGGGGACAAGUCUCAAGGUGAGCGAGACUGGGUUUUAAAUCAGUUCCGGAGUGGAAAAUCCCCAGUAUUAGUUGCCACUGACGUUGCUGCUCGUGGGCUUGACAUCAAAGAUAUAAGGGUGGUGGUAAACUAUGAUUUCCCUACUGGUGUUGAAGACUAUGUUCACCGAAUUGGAAGAACUGGGAGGGCUGGCGCAACUGGGAUGUCCUACACCUUUUUCUCCGAGCAAGACUGGAAAUAUGCAGCUGAUUUGAUUAAAGUUCUGGAGGGAGCUAACCAGCAAGUGCCCCCAGAGGUGCGAGAGAUUGCUCUACGUGGUGGGGCUGGUUUUGGCAAGGAUAGGAAUCCGAUGAACCGUUUUGAUUCCGGUGGGCCUGUUAAUGGUGGUACUGGCCGCUGGGAUUCCGGCGGCCGUGAUGGAAUGAGGGAUGGGGGUUUUGGUAGUCGUGGCGGUACAAGGGAUGGGGGUUUUGGAGGUCGUGGUGGCAUGAGGGAUGGUGGUUUUGGUGGUCGUGGCGGCAUGCGAGAUGGCUUUGGCGGUCGUGGUGGCCCUAGGGAUGGUGCUGUUGGCGGCCGUGGUGGGAGAGGCGAUUUCUUUUCUGGACCUGGGAACAGGGGCCGAGGAUUUGGUGGUCCUGGUGGUGGUAAUGUUGGUUGGGGUAGAAAUGGCAGUGGCCCGCAAGAUCGGUACAACAGUAUGGAUGGGCGUGGAGGACGUGGACGGGGACGAUUUGAUAAUAGAGUUGAUUUUCCUGACAGGAGCAGAGGCAGAAGCUAUAGCCGUAGCCCUGACAGAGUUCGAACAUGGGAUAUCAACAGAAGCAGAAGCCGGAGUCGAAGCCGCAGCCGCAGCCGGAGUAGGAGGAGUCGGAGCUGGACCAGGAGUCGGAGUCGUAGCCGGAGCUGGUCCCGUGGCCGUAGUCGCAGCUACAGUCGUAGCCGAAGUCGUAGUCGUAACCAUAGUCGGAGCCCCAGUUAUGAAAGAUAUGAGAGGCCGCCACGCGUUUCGAAAUUUGACGUGAAGGAUCCUGUUCCUGAAUCUGGGGCUCCACCUGUACCAGAGAUGGUUCCUAUGUCCCCAGACACCAAGCCCAUGGGCGAACUGCCAGUGGUUGAGGAAACUGAGCCAGUGCAUACACAGGUUGUUGGAGGAGACCCUUCUCAUCAUCCAGCGACUUAACCUGAAACCUGUCCUUGGGUGGAGGGGGAAACCCUUCUCACCAUCCAGACACAGAUUGCUUUUUCCAGUGCUUGUGUGGUGCAUUGAUGUCAGUUUUGGUUCGUUAAGUGUCUCGCUUACGCCGAUCUGCGAAGCUUGCUUUUUGGUGUGAGAAUACUUGUAUGCGGUAUGUUGGGGCUGGGCUUCCUGGAAUGAAUUGGAUGAUACAUAUGCCGUGGGAUGAAGACAUGCUGACCUGCCCAACUGCUUCUGCCGGUGGUGGAAGGUCAUUCCAGGUAAUUGGAGGUAGUUCUGGACGAUGGAUGUGUUAGGGUAGAGCUCUAGAGCACUCUUUUCAAGCACCGUCUAUUAUUUUGAUCAUUCAACGGUUGAAUUUGAGUAUUGCAGAGGACGUUAGCUCGUCGGAAUAUUGGUGUCUUGUGUGAGAAAUUGGGAAAGACAUGUAUUACACCUUUCCCACACGGAGUUUAGGUGCUUAUUUUUACUAGAUAUUGUCAAGAAUUAACCUAUUUUUUCAAGUAACUUUUCUACGUUUAA